AUAUCCAACGACGCUACCUUGCCGUUCCACGUUGGCAUCCCGCGCGGGUCAGCGCAAUCAACGAGGGGGAGCGCCACGAGGUCCGCAUCGGUGAAGCCGGAUCGGCCUUGGCGGCGGAGGUGCCUUUUACCGGCGACGGCCGCUGGAACGCGCUGAUUCUCCGUGACUUCAAUUGAAAGCCCAAACAAAGGAGAAGGCAGAUUCGGGGCAUGGACGAGGCCGGCGCUCCCUUUGCCCACGUCAGGAGGAACUCCGUCUCCUCCUCUGCCGGUUUUUUGCCUCCGCGGCACCGUCGGACCCUUCCGCGUCGGACAAACCCUCGCCCAUCCCCUUUUGCCGCGUCCACUCUCAUUCUUCUGCCGCGCGUCACCCCAAUCUCGAUCCCAUGAGCGAAGGCGGCUCCCUGCAGCAACGCACCACCUACCUCAUCUCCCUCACCUUGGUCAAGGUAGAGGCGGUGGAGGAGAAUGGAGGGGCGGUCCGGAGCCUUUCCUCGGGGGAGGGAGCCACGGCGGCGGGGGCGGAAGGAGCCGGGGCGAAGCCGCAAACCCGAACGCCGGGCCGGGCCGGCCAAACCCGCUCCCGAGCACCGGGGGCCGAGGCUCCCGGACCCGUCCGAGGGCCCGAAGCCAACGAAGCCGCAGACGAAGGCGGGAAUCCUCCGAGCGAGUCGGCCCCCGUACGGCCCGAGAGAGCCCGUACCCCAAAGCCUGCCGAGCCGGACUCGAGCCCAACAGAGGAAAUCUGUUGCGCCCCUGAAGCGAAGCAAUCCCGGCCUCCCUUUUUGACCGGCGCCCCCCCAACAGAGACCCCCGAAGCCGCUGGCACUCCCGCCAGAACCGGCCUGCCCAUCCGUCCGGCGGCCCAGAGGCCCGCCAGUCUUCCAAAGUCCCGCGACGGCGCGGCCCCCCGAGGCCGGGACUCCAGGGAGGGUCGGGAUCGCGGCCCCGCCUCGGCCCAGAGUCUCGAUCGCAAGGACUGCCGAACGCCGGCGCGCUCCCCGGGCCCCUGCAGAGCCUCGUGGGCCGAGGCCAGCGGGACCCGAGCGUGGAGGGACGCGCCGGACGAGGUCCCGGCCGAGACGGGCGGCGGGGCGGCCGCCGCCCGUCUCCGAGACGCGCCCGGCAGGGACGGGCUCAAGUCGGGGUCGGCCUCCCUGCCGGCGCCGGCCACCCGGGCCGGCAAAGCCCCGCGCAAGGGCAAAAGCCGCACGCUGGACAACAGCGACCUGAACGGCCUUUCCGAGGACCUGGCGCGCAGCGACGAGGCCCGGCGGGGCCAGCGCGGCGCCUCCAAAGAUCGCAAGAUGCUCAAAUUCAUCAGUGGCAUUUUCACAAAGAGCAAUUCGGGUCCGGUCGGCUCGGCGACGUCGGCCGCUCCCGUCUUCGUUCGGAGGGACUCCAGCGAGGAGGAAGUUAACAUCGCCAACAGUCAGGAAUGGAGCCUGAGCGCACCCGUUCCCGAGCUGAGACUGGGCGUCCUGGGAAGCGCGAAGAGCGGCAAGUCGGCGCUGGUGACCAGAUACGUCACGGGCUCUUAUGUGGCGCUUGAGAAAGCCGACGGUGGCCGCUAUAAGAAGGAGGUGCUGGUGGACGGGCAGAGUUAUUUAUUACUGAUUCGAGAGGAGUGCGGGGCACCUGACGCGCAGUUCAGCAGCUGGGCGGACGGCGUCAUUCUGGUGUUCAGUCUGGAAAACGAAGGCAGCUUCCAGGAGCUCUACCAUCUCUACGGCAAGCUGGGCUCGCUGCGCGCCAACGUCCCCGUCAUCGUUGUCGGCACUCAAGAUCAAAUCAGCAGCAGCAACCCGCGCGUGAUCGAGGACCAAAGAGCCCGCCAGCUGUGCGUGGACGUGCGGCACUCGCUCUUCUACGAGACCUGCGCCACCUACGGCUUCAACGUGGAUCGGGUCUUCUCGGAGGCUGCCCAGAAAAUUGUGGCCCAGAAGAAGCAGGCGGCGCUGCUGGCCUGCAAGUCUCUCCCCAACUCUCCCGGUCACUCCGGAGGUUCCACGCCGGGAUCGGCCUCCUUCCCCGUCCAGGUCAGUAACGGCGUGAGCGGCGGCUACGCCUGCUCCCUCCCCUCCACCCCCGUGCUCGGUCACAGGGAGCUGAGGGUGGCGCGCGGGGAGGGGGGCGGCGGCGGCUCCCGUUCCCUCAAGGGCAUCCCCCGAAGACCCUCGCUCUUCAAGAACCGGGACUCGGACAGGAGAGCCGCCGAGGCCAAAGGAGACGCCGGCGCCGCUCGAGCCGUUGCCAUCAAGCAGAGCAUCCUGUGGAAGAGGAGCGGCAGCUCUCUGAACAAGGAGUGGAAGAAGAAAUACGUCACCCUGUCCACCAACGGCACGCUGUGCUACCACUCCAGCUCCAGCGACUACGCGCAGAACGCGCACGGAAAGGAAAUCGACCUGCUGCGCGUGACGGUGAAGGUUCCCGGCAAGCGUCCUCCGAGAGCCGUGGCGCCGGCCGGCCCCUCGCCCGUGGCCCCCGCCUCCUCCUCCGGCAUCAACGGGCUCAGUAAGGAAUCGGCGGCGGCCGAGGGCGCAGGUAGCGACGACCUUUCCGUCUUCCCGUUGUUUGGGCCGAUGUUUCUCCACGCGACCAAAGCUCGGAUGGCUUGUAGGAGCCCGAAAAGCAGGCAAAAACGGAGGCCGUCAAAUUCCAAAGCGGCACUGCGCGUUCUCGCUGGUUUUUGCCAUGAAAGACUUGACUUGACACUGUUGUCAGAUGCCCUCGAGGGGGCGUCCGGAGCGUUUCCCGGAAAGGACGCCGGGCAAUCGUCUCCCGUGAGCGAGCGCAAGAAGAACAGGAGGAAGAAAAGCAUGAAUCAAAAAGGAGACGCGGCCGUCGGCCAGGCGGAAGCCAAGCGCAAAAUGUGGAAGCUAAAGAGCUUCGGUAGCUUGAGAAACAUUAACAGGACAGAUGAGGAAAACGCCGACUUUGUCGUGGUGUCCUUUACGGGUCAGACGUGGCACUUUGAGGCUCCCAGUCUGGAGGAGAGGGACUCGUGGGUGGCGGCCAUCGAGAGCCAGAUCUUGGCCAGCCUGCAGUCGUGCGAGAGCGGCAGAAACAAGGCGCGACGCAGCAGCCAGAGCGAGGCGGUGGCGCUGCAGGCCAUCCGGAACACCAAAGGCAACGACCUGUGCGUGGACUGCCAAGCGCCAAACCCCACCUGGGCCAGUCUCAACCUGGGCGCGCUGAUCUGCAUCGAGUGCUCGGGAAUCCACCGCAACCUGGGCACUCACCUGUCUCGGGUGCGCUCGCUGGACCUGGACGACUGGCCCGGGGAGCUGACGCAAGUGCUGUCGGCCAUCGGCAACCGCACGGCCAACGGCGUCUGGGAGGGCCGCACGCUGGGCAGGGCCAAGCCGGCGCCCAACGCCUCGCGUGAGGAGAGGGAGUCGUGGAUCCGCGCCAAGUACGAACAACGGGCGUUCGUGCCGCCGCUGCGGCCGCAAGCGGACGACGACGACAUGCCGGCGCGACUGCUUUCGGCGGUGACCGAGCGGGACCUGGCGCGCCUCCUCCUGCUGCUGGCCCACAGCAGCAGGGAGGCCGUCAACGCUGGGCCCGCCCCCGCCGCCACCGCCCUGCACGCCGCCUGUCAGCUGGGCGACGUGGUCAUGACGCAACUGCUCAUCUGGUACGGAAUGGACGCCAAAGCGAGGGACCGCCAGGGGCAGACGGCCAUGAUGAUGGCCAGAAAAGUCGGGAGCGGAGGCUGCGUGGAUGUUUUGCUGCAACACGGCUGCUCCGACGAGACGCCCGCCGCCACGCCGGUCCUCUCCCGACGCUCCAGCAGCGCCAGCCUGGGCGGCGGCGGCUCCGGGCGGCACGCCUCGUAGCCCGGCCGCGGGCGCCGGCCCGCUUUGGCAACUCUCGUCAAACGCGCUGCGGUCGGCCGCGAGAGACAAAAGGGCGACGGAGCUUCCGGCGCGGGUGGGGGACGCCGCUCGCGUCAUUUGAGCCCAGUCGCCCGUUUGGCCAGGAAAAAUGACACCGGACUCGACUUUUGGACCGAGGCUCGGGCCGCGCGAGUCGGCCGCGCUCACAUUUGAAAAUGUUGCCGCCGCCGUGUUCCGAUGAGGCCCUCCGUGUGUCAACGCCGACCGCUCUUUGGGGGGGGGCGACCGUGUGACGUCUCACUUCCAUCAUCGCCAUCACGCAGACGGCCGAGCGAGCGGACGGGAGGCGAUGUCACCGUUUGGCUGCCCUGAAUGUUUUGCUUCGUGGAGAAGUGAACAAAGCAAUAAAGCCGGCAAACGCGACGGCGUCCAACUUCAAGACAAAUUGGGCGACGUUUCCCUCACGGUUUGGCUCGGCGACGGCCGGUGAAAGACGAACUCGGCGUCACGGUUUCGUCGAGACGCCGGUCGCGGAAGAGGCCCGAGCGGCUUCGGAGCGUUGGCAUCCGACGCGAAGGCGUUAGCGCGGCCGAGUGACGAGCGACGGGCGGACGGACGGAGCUUUAGCGUUGAGCUCGUUGAAAGCCGAGCUGGGCCCUGCUUUCUUUCUUUCUUUCUUACUUUCUUUCUUUUCACCUCGUUCACUUGGGACUUAUUCCAAAUGCUGCCUGGCACGUGCGCCACUCCAGCGCGCUCGUGGAGCCCUUUCAAGCAGCCGUCAUAUGUACAACAAUAAAGCAACAAAUCCCUAACAAAGGCGCUACGGAGCACCAAAGGCUCCGACUAAGAUCAUAAUUGGAGUCAGAAGUUCCGCAGACUUGAGGGGCGUGUGGGGGCCGAGGAGCUCGGAGGGGUCGUUUCCAGAUUUGAAAACAAAUACGAGGAUCUUGAAAAGAGAUGCCAGCCAUAUGCGCUCCCUCUCACGAGUAGCGCUCAAGCGGAGGGCGGCGUUCCAAAGCAGCCGCAGGCGACUUCCUCCCACCUCCGCUCGGAAGUCGAGCCAAGUGCGGCCGUGAAGACGCAACGACCUACGGAAGCGCUUCAAGCGAGCAAUAUUCAUCCGGCACGGUGGCGGUGGACUUUGGUCGACUCUUUGCAGCCGCCGUCCUCCUCGCCUCGGACUUCUUCUCCAGCGAUAACAGGGCAGCGCGCGAGGAUCCCUUCGCGACCUUGGCACCCGCCUUUCUUCCUUUGAGCUCCGGGCCGUCCGCCUGUCGCGUGCCAGCCGGCCAGCGCUGGGAAAAACCUGGUAAAAAGGGAAGGUGUCGACGUUGUUGCCCCCAAGAGAAGCGUUUGGCCAAACUGCAAACGCUCCCAUUCAAAGACACAAUGGAAAUCCCUUUUUUUCCAAUGAGUUCUUUUGAAAGGCUUUUGUCUUCCUCGUUGUCUUUUUCUAGCUCCAUGGCAACAUCCGUGUUCCGUGGCUUUGUCAUGAAUUGUGAUUUGAGACGUCCCAAAAUGAGGAGAAGCCUUUCCGCGCUUGCUCUCCUGUUCCUGUUCCUGUUGUCUCGGUCUACUCCGCCAGUUUACUGUGACGAAUGAAGAGUUGUUCUUUCUGACGCGUUGCGGGUCGUGUGAAUCCCAGUAGUCUGUAUUAAAGCAACCUUUUUUUUUUGGGUGGUGGUGGGGGGGGGGGUGUUUGUUUUCAUGUUGAAUUCAUAACCGAUGUUUUGACUCAUUUUGUGCGGCGUCCAGAUUGAAUAAACGCAUUGACUCAUUAAGCCUCA
Hippocampus zosterae (dwarf seahorse) is the source of this 5628-nucleotide messenger RNA. Its product is annotated as arf-GAP with GTPase, ANK repeat and PH domain-containing protein 1-like. The record is from RefSeq and is a predicted model, not a curated record. Lineage: Eukaryota; Metazoa; Chordata; Actinopteri; Syngnathiformes; Syngnathidae. Gene Ontology annotation, molecular function: GTPase activator activity; protein binding; GTP binding. The coding region runs from base 386 to 3841 and encodes 1151 amino acids. The transcript has 18 exons. Gene Ontology annotation, cellular component: nucleus.